AUGGUGGAUAUGAAAAUUAGUUUCAUACUAAUCAAUUCAAAGGAUCAACAAAAUGCUACUAGCAAGCGUUUUGUUACAUUUAACUCUAAAAGAUUAGGACAUGGAGUACAGUUUAAAGUGCCUUGUUUUCAAGAUAUUCGAAGUUGCGGUAAAAUUUGCAACAAACCACUUCCAGGUUGUUCACAUCUUUGUCAGCGUAAAUGUCACACUGGUCCUUGUUACGAUCGGAAUUCAUCCAACGAAGAGUGUAAUACGGUAUGCAGUCAGCCUUGUCAGAAACCUCGUCCUGUUUGUGGACAUCCAUGUGGUUUACCUUGUCACGAAGUUCGAAAUCAAUCAUGUUUGGAGGCUUUCGCUGAUCGUGGUUCAGAAGCGACCCAGCCAAUUUGUACUACAUUAGUAGAUGUUGUUUGUCGCUGUGGAAAACUCAGAGAAAGUCAACAAUGUCAUCAGGUAUAUACAAAACAAUAUCUACUUUUGGAGCAUGAACGUAGUGUGAAUAGUGUAUCAUUGACAAGUGGUGGUGCUGGUGGUGGUAGUAGUCAAUCCGUUUUAACUGGCAUUGAUUUCCGCAAACCAAUACCUUUAUUAGCUUGUGAUAAUUCUUGUAUCAAUCCUACAGAAUCAAAUACAACAACAAGUCAAUAUUCUGGUGCAAGCACAUGGAAAAGAGGUUUUAUCAAUAGUUCUGAUGCUUUAAGGCAUAAUUCAAGUGAUGAUGAUGAUGAUGAUGAUCAAUGUACACCAUUUGAUCCGCCAAAUUAUCCUGAUCAUUUAAAACAAUUUGCGCUGAGAAAUUUUACUUUUGUUGAAAAAAUUGAGGAACAGUUAAAAAGCAUGAUUAUGCAAUUCUUAAGAGCCAAUAUUGAACCGUUCGAUCCAAAUAAUCCAAAAGAGUACCCACGAGUUUUAACUCAUCAUUUUCCUCCUAUGAAUAAGAGAAAACGUCGAUUCAUUCAUGAUAUUGUAGAAUAUUAUGGUAUGGAAGCGAGUACAUGUGAUCCAGGAUCUAAUUGUCAUGUAAUGAUUAUUGCAAGACGUGGCUACUCCAAACUACCUGCUGGAUCAAUAAGUAACCGUGGAAGUUUGACCAAUGUGGUUAAACGUGAAUUUCCUGAAAUUGGUAAGCUUCCUGAUAAAGAUGAAAAAUUACCAAAAGAUUCAAAACCUUAUUGUAAUGUUUCAACUAUUUCAACUUUAUCUUAUGCUCAAAUACUGCAUGGAAAAUCUGAUGAAUGA
Molecule: messenger RNA, 1239 nt
Organism: Schistosoma turkestanicum
Lineage: Eukaryota; Metazoa; Platyhelminthes; Trematoda; Strigeidida; Schistosomatidae
Source: the annotation of a GenBank genome assembly